AACCAAGAAAGAAAAAGCGAUAAUGGGCACCAAGCGGAGCAGGAAGGGAGCCGAGCUGCCCACACGCAGCAGCGGCGUCUCGAGUCUCUCGUACGCGGCAACGGAGUGCCCACCUCCUGCGAAGGUGCCGAGGCCUACUGUUGUCGCUGCACCACCGUCCAGCGCUCGUCGAUUCGGGUUUAAAGGGCCGUCGAUCUCGCAGCUGCCGACACCCGCCACCAGCGCUACGAGUAUCAAGACCAAGCUGGAGAGUAAUGUACAUGACAGGACGCUGAUCGGAGGCAGAGUAGCGGUAGAUGCAAUGGAGAUCGCAGCGCCCAUUGAUUUGGACGUCCACAUACUGGAGACAUUCAAGCAGAGCUUCAGUCAGGAGAUGAUGGCGACGCUUGAGCAGCUGCUGGCGUUCAAACACAAGACCAACAAGUUCGCAGUCAAAGCGCGAAAGGAGGAGCAGAUUAACUACAUCAAACAGCUCAAGGCCGGCGUGCGUGACAUCGUGGCUAAGAUUCAAGACUUCAGCAAAGAAUGCACAGCGAUGGAUAACAAAUUAACUGCUGAGAAGGCGACGCUAGAGCGGAGACUGGCUGUGUUACAGCACUCGGCGAGGAGCAAGGACCAGUCAGACAUUGAACUGAGACAGCUACGACAUCAGCAUGAAAUCCUGCAGAAAAGUGUCGCACGAAUCCGUGCAUCAGAGCAGGAGGUUGUACGCAGCAAUGCAGUACUUCGAGAUAACGCUGCGAAGCUUGAGAUCCAGCUUGAAGAGACUCAGAAAGCGAAUGAGCAGUUGAAACUGGAUCUGAAGGCACAUGAAGCACGAAUGACGGACGAGUCUCGGCGGUUUGAGGAGAUGAAGCAUGAACUGGAACUGUCCUAUGAGAAGAAAGGCCACGACGACGAUAAACGCAAGCAGGCUGAGAUGGAGAAGAUGCAGGAGCAGCUUAGCAAGACCCGGGAGGAACUGGUUUUGGUGCAGAAGGAUCUGGAUAAUUACACGGAUAAGUCUAUCAAUGCAGCAAACAACCUUAACGAUGAACGGGAACGACGCACGAGGACGGAGAUGGAGAAGUGCACUCUCGAGGCGAAGAAUCAGGCUUUGGAGACUCGUGUGAGCAGUGCGGAGAAAGAGGUGGCAGAACUGAAGGAAAAGCUGCAACAGAAGGAUGGAGAAGUGUCAAAUCUCGUCAAGAGUUUGACUGAAAUCCAAAAGUUUAACGCGUCUACGAGCACGAAGGUUGAAGCGGACAAGAAGGAGCUGGCGGAUAAGGUGGAGCGACUACAAACUACUAUUCGCAAUCUCGAGCGACAGGAGUCUUCCAGUUCAACUACAGUGCGUGAUCUUCGCAAUCAGUUGGAGCUGGAAAUCAAAGCCCGAAAGGAGGCUGAGCAGAGCGAGCAGCAAGUUUGCGCUCGAAUGAAGGUGUUAGAUAGUGAUCUGCAAGAGAAUUUGCAGAAGGUUGGAGUGGAGGGGGGUGUUCGACAAAUGCUCGAGGAUCAAGUACGCGAACUUCGGACAGAACAUAUCGCUGUAAAUGCUCAGAUGGAAGCGGUGAAAGCAGAGAUGAAGCGACUUCAGUCUGCCGGUGUGGACUCCAAGGAGCAGCAUAACAUGCAAAUUGAAAUUCUGGAAGAGAGGUUUCGUCAAGAGAGAGAAAACUUCAGGAGUCAGAUCGACAGGUUGCAGGAGGAGAAGGUGAGCUUGGAGAGCGAAGUCCAGACGCUGCGGACACGAGCUUCCACGGUUCGAGAUGGAGAUGUUGAAGAGCUGUGCAAGGUGAAACGCGAGGCCGACAUUCUACGUCGGCGUCUAACUGAGUUGACCAACCAGGGGGCCCAAUCGAUCGCCCAGAAGGAUAGUUUGAUUCUGGAACUGCAAGAGAAAGUGAAGCAAGGCGACAAGAUGAGGAGAGCAAUGCACAAUACUAUCCAGGAACUGCGUGGAAAUGUCCGAGUGUUCGCUAGGACUCGACCGUUCCUGCCCUCGGAUCAUUGCGACCUGAACACAACGACUCCAGUAAUUUCAUGCGACUUCGACGGUGAAAGCUUGAAGCUGCGUCGUCCAGGAAAGAACCUUUCCGAGCCUGAUACUUUUGCUUUUACGUUCGACAAAGUGUUUCCUCCAUCCGCCGGACAAGACGCAGUCUUCGAGCAGGUGUCAGAGUUCGUCCAGUCCUCUCUGGAUGGGUACCAUGUUUGUCUGUUUUCCUACGGCCAGACUGGCUCCGGGAAAACCCACACGAUGCAAGGAAGUGGCAAUGGUCAGAUGCGGGGUAUCAUCCCACGAGCCAUCGAGAUGAUUCUCCAAGAGUGUGAGACGUUGAAAGAGCAGGGAUGGAACUACGUCACGAAGGUUUCAUUCCUGGAAAUCUACAACGAAAGUUUGAAGGAUUUACUCGCCACAAAGCGCAGCAGCGACGACAGACUCGGCAUCAAGAAAGAUGCCAAAGGAGGCGUGUAUGUUCCAGGACUGACAAUGGUGGACGUUACCGCGAUAGAUCAAGUCGAAGUUCUAAUGGAGCGAGCCAGUAGAGCCCGAAGUGUGGCUUGUACAGACAUGAACGCGCAGUCGUCACGGUCCCAUAGCGUAUUCACUCUGCACUUACAAGGAGUGAACGAAAAGGAUGGAGUAAUGCUGAAGGGUCAGUUGAAUCUUGUCGACUUGGCAGGCAGUGAGCGAGCUUCACGAUCAAAUGUCUCCGGUGAUCGAUUGAAGGAGACCCAAGCCAUUAACAAGAGUCUGAGCUGUUUGGCCGAUGUCUUCAAUGCUAUCGGAAACAAGGCUUCUCACGUAAGUUUUUCAGGUUGAAGGAGGCUCUCAUUACGCGACUCGCUCAUUUUGUUUGAUUUUUUCUGUACUUGUUGUAGAUUCCGUUCCGAAAUUCCAAGUUGACGUAUUUACUCCAGAGCAGCCUUUCGGGGGAUGGCAAGACUUUGAUGAUGGUUAACUUGUCUCCAACACUUGAAUCGGCAAGCGAGAGUCUGUGCUCACUGCGGUUUGCUAAGCAAGUGAAUCAGUGCGAGCUUGGCAAACCAAAGCGACAGAUCAAGUCCAGGAGAGAUCGGUCGUGAGCAAGAGCGAAGUGAGUUGUGGUAUACUGUAGUUUGUCCUAGAAGUUUUAUAAGCGUCACGUGUGUUCGAUGCCAAUUAAUGCCCCAUAUUUUUAUAAAGCACGGCCA
Phytophthora nicotianae INRA-310 is the source of this 3177-nucleotide messenger RNA. RefSeq lists its product as hypothetical. The transcript is spliced from 5 exons. The record is from RefSeq and is a predicted model, not a curated record. Gene Ontology annotation, molecular function: microtubule binding; ATP binding; microtubule motor activity. Lineage: Eukaryota; Oomycota; Peronosporomycetes; Peronosporales; Peronosporaceae. Bases 23 to 2806 code for a protein of 927 amino acids. Gene Ontology annotation, biological process: microtubule-based movement.